AUGACAACACCAUGUUCGUUUUGUAAUGCACUUCUGUUCCCAAACGAGAACCACAAUUGCUGCCACAAAGGCAAAGUUCAAUUACCACCAUCGCCACCUUAUCCAACUGAACUCAAAGACCUGUUUACAACAAGUACUCCACAAGCGCGUAAUUUCAGAGCCAACAUCCGCAAUUACAAUAGCUCCAUGGCGUUUGCAUCCUUCGGUGCCAACAUUGUGACCCCACCAGGCCGUGGCCCUUAUGCCUUCAGACUUCAUGGACAAGUGUACCACAGGUCUGGCUCACUUCACCCUCCACAAGGUACUACACCAUCCUUCAGCCAACUCUACAUUUUAGACGCGGGCCAAGCACUACAAGCCAGGAUGCAACAACCUGCCAAUCAACAAUGUCUUCCUGAUGUCAUGUCGCUCCUGCAAAGAGUCCUCCAAGAAACCAAUCCAUAUGCCGCCUCCUACAAACACAUGCAAGAGGUCGAGGCAGAACAACUUCGCCUAGCAGAUGAGAAUGGUACACCACCCCCAGCUGUAACCAUGCACAUAUUGAGAGGCGGUGACCAACGCCGCUAUAAUGAUCCGAGACAAGAUGAGAUAGCAGUUGUCUUUUCAUCACCAGAUGGCGCACCUCCACAUAAUAGGGACAUUGUUGUGCAUCCCAAAGAUCAACCACCCCAGCGAAUUAGUCACCUGUCAUCCAACAUCGACCCCAUGGUUUACACCAUCUUCUAUCCAUUCGGAGAAUUAGGUUGGCAGUACCACAUGCAACAUUUACCGGUAUACAAUAUGCCACAGUCGACUGGCCAAACAUUCAACUCCGUGCGGAGCACGGGUAUUUGCUAUUAA
Messenger RNA from Priapulus caudatus, 840 nucleotides. RefSeq lists its product as uncharacterized. The transcript has a single exon. NCBI's taxonomy places the organism in Eukaryota, Metazoa, Priapulida, Priapulimorpha, Priapulimorphida, Priapulidae. The record is from RefSeq and is a predicted model, not a curated record. The coding region runs from base 1 to 840 and encodes 279 amino acids.